Molecule: messenger RNA, 748 nt
Organism: Dreissena polymorpha
Lineage: Eukaryota; Metazoa; Mollusca; Bivalvia; Myida; Dreissenidae
Exons: 4
Coding region: 101-487 (128 amino acids)
Source: RefSeq, a predicted model, not a curated record
UGUUCAAACAGCAAACAUAUACGAGAAAAGGGAAAUUAUCAUUUGACCAGAAUUAUCUUAAAAGAAGAUACGCGGCGUCUUAAAUUGUUAUUGUGCACGCAUGGCAGUGAGCCAGCGGUCGUUGGUAGGGGCUGCAGAGACAUGUCACUUUUAUGACCGGGCCGGCUAUUACGUCACCUUGUAUUGCCCGUAUAGCGGAUGCUGUGGCGUGUACAACGAUAGGUACUGCUGCUACACAAGCCACAUAGGUCUUAUUGUUGGUGGCGUGUUGGGCUUGCUGUUUCUGAUCGGAAUCUCCAUAGUGUCCUGCUGUUUCUGCGCAUGUUGUCCGGUCUACCAGAACAGAGUUCGAUCCAGGGGCGUGUAUAUAACAACAGCAGGAUCGAACACAGUGGCCCCAAACUACAACACCAUCAGCGCGACAACUCAGACAUCAAAGCCACCCACCGGUGCCUACAGGACUCAACCCCUGUCUCAUCAGUCCUAACCCGUCGACAUGAAGAAACAAAAAUUAGAAAACGAAAGAUGUCAUCGGAAUUGAAACAGAAUAUUUGGGUUAAAAUCUGUUAACUGUAUACUAUAGUAACCCGAUACUGUUGACCAAAACUAUGGAUGUCUGCUUUUUAAAUUAAUAUGAAUAAACGAACAAAAUAACGUAGAUCUGCGAAUGAAUGAAUCUAAAGUUUCUUGAAUGUUACGUAUAUAUACAUGAUAUAUAUUAGUACUAUAAUAUAAUCGAUUAAUUUUA